AUGAGGUGCUUCUACGCGAUUCCAUUCCUUUAUUUGGGACUUUUUGCGCUGAUCGACGCUGAGCCGAUCCGAAAAAUCCGACAAUCGAACAACUGUGGUUGUUACCAAGUUCAGCAAAAUAAUCAAUGCUCUUGUCAGCCAACGACACAGUCUCCCAACUAUUGUCAAUGUGUUCCAAUUCAAACGACAACCACUACGACCACACAAGCUCCGUGCUAUUGUCAGCCGAUCACCACUCCAGCUCCACAACAACAACAGCAAUGCAACACUUGUCAGUCUCAAUGCAUCACUCUUUGCAUUCAACUUCAGCCCCUUCAACAGUGCGCCGAUCAGUGCUCGACUGCUUGUCAACCCGUCUGCAAUCUUCCCACCCCACCACCAUAUGUGCCCCCAACGACGACUUUCGCUCCGAUCACCAACCCUCCACAGCAGUGCCAGUGCCAGCAGCAAUGCCAGCCCGUUUGCCAGCAACAACCCGCACAAUGCUACCAAUGUCAAUUAACAUGCCAAGCUGUGUGCACGACAACGACCACGACCACGACUCUCCCGCCGACUCUCGCGACUCAGGCUCAAUGUCAGCCACAAUGCACAAAUAUCUGCCUCAAUAUCUGUGUCCAAUUCCCGGCUCAAUGCGGUCAAUGCCAUCAGACUUGCUGUGAUCAGCCGACAACCACGACAACGACCACGACGACCCCUCAAUGCCAGCCCAUGUGCCAGCAACAAUGCCAACCAAUUUGCCAACAACAGCAAUCCGCUUGUCAACCAUGCCAAGCCGGAUGCCAGGCUGCCUGCCAAGGAGCAAUCCAACCCACCACUGCUGCCCCAACUGUUGUUCAGGUGACUCUUCAAAUCGCGCAAGGAAACGAAUGCGUGCCUCAAUGCCAAUCAUCUUGUCAACAGCAGUGCACCUCGCAAGGACAAGCUCAACAACAAUGUCAGCCAGCCUGUCAGGCCUCGUGCCAAAGCGCUUGCCAGCCAGUGACCACUGCUUGCCAACCAUCAACUUCUAUCCAACAGUACCAGCAACCCCAACAACAACAACAAUGCCAAUGCCCGACCAACUAUCAGACAUGCAACAACGGAACAAGCUGCUGUCUCCGUAAACGAAUCAAGAAGAUGAAGAUGAGAAUC
This is a messenger RNA of Mesorhabditis belari, 1131 nucleotides long. NCBI's taxonomy places the organism in Eukaryota, Metazoa, Nematoda, Chromadorea, Rhabditida, Rhabditidae. The record is from the annotation of a GenBank genome assembly.